Cetraspora pellucida is the source of this 303-nucleotide messenger RNA. Lineage: Eukaryota; Fungi; Glomeromycota; Glomeromycetes; Diversisporales; Gigasporaceae. The record is from the annotation of a GenBank genome assembly.
AUGUGCAGAACAUGGAUUUUUGCUUCUAAUAAUUCAUUCUUCCUAGUAAUACUAGUAUGUAUAAAAUGGCUUGAAGAAGAUAUUGAGGAAGAUGUUGAAGAAGAUGAAAAAAACAGUAAAAAAAAAGAUGGUGUUGAAGAAAAUAGUAUUGAAAAAGAUGGUAUCGAAGAAGAUGGUGUUAAGAAAGAUGGUGUUGAAGACAGUGAAAAAGAGAACAGUGUUGAAGAAGAUGAUGUUAAAGAUAGCGAAAAAGAAGACGAUGUUGAAAAAGAUAGUGUUGAAAAAGAUGGUAUAGAAGGAUAA